This is a messenger RNA of Ambispora leptoticha, 780 nucleotides long. The record is from the annotation of a GenBank genome assembly. NCBI's taxonomy places the organism in Eukaryota, Fungi, Glomeromycota, Glomeromycetes, Archaeosporales, Ambisporaceae.
AUGAAACGUCUCUCAGGUACUAUAUUUUUAUCACGUCAAAGAUUUGUAUUAGAAGCUACUUUGCUUCAAGAUCAACUCGACUUUAAACAUAAACAAGAGAUUCAUGAUAUGCUUAAUCAACAUAAACAAGAGAUUCUUGAUAUUUUUAAUCAACACAAACAAGAGAUUCUCAAGGUUCAAGAUCAACUUCAAGUUCGACACAAACAAGAAAUUACCUUAAUGAAGGAAAAAUUGCAGUCCUCGCAAAAUGAAAAACAAGAUUAUAUUACUCUUUAUUUGAAAAUGCGUGGAAAUUUCAAUAUACGCGGAGUUUUAGAAUGGAUAAGAGAGCAAAUAUCAAGAGAUAAUUUUGGAGAUUAUGAACUCUUGUUUCUGACUCCAACUGCAUCACCACCGACUAAACCAUCAACUAAACCACUGAGUGAAUCACCAACUAAACUAUCAACUGAAGAAUCAACUGAACCACCUAAAAACUUUUCAUCAGCUCCCGACAGUAAAUUAAACAAAUUGAUUAAUCAUCAUGAAUUUGCAUAUUACUUGAAAAGAAUUUGUGAUAUCAACAAAACGAAGGAAAAUGAUGUGAGAAUGUGUAUUUCUUUUUUAUAUCAUCAAGUAUCAAAGUAUGCACAUGGAUAUAAAACAGACGAGGUUACUAUUGAUGAAAGAUUUUUUGCCCCUUAUGAAGUGCUUGCUCUUGGAUAUAUUUUUAAAAUUUAUAAUAUCCGUUAUUUAUAUUACGAUAAAGAUGGUAAACCAGCUAAAUUUCCAUUUGAAAUUUAA